GUGCCCAAUUUUCCUUCUCUAUGAAGGUAUUCACAUGUACAUUUUCACAUGAAUUGUCAUUGCAUGGACAAACUCACCCCAAUAUUCAAUCCAACCUCGUGCCUAAUAUGUAAUAGCCUACCAAAUCUUGAAUUUCCACUGCUCUCUUACUACAAACUCUGACCAUUGAAAAAAAAAAAAAAAAUUCGCCCCCUAAAACUCUCAUAAGCCCCGCCGGCAUGUCGGUCGGAAAAUAUUCCCGGCAAUGUUAUUCUUUGGUAUUUUUCUUUCUUCUUUUUCUUAUGCAAGUUUCUCCAACCAAAUCAGAUGAGCUUCAAAUGCUUUUGAACUUGAAGGCCUCUCUCAACAAAUCAAAAACUAAUGUGUUCAGCUCAUGGACAGGAGAAAACUCUGUUUGCAGCUUCACUGGAAUUUUUUGCAAUGCUAAUGGACUCGUUAAGGAAAUCAAUCUUUCCCAACAACAGCUUCAGGGUGUUCUUCCUUUUGAUUCAAUAUGUGCUUUGCAAUCGCUGGAGAAGAUUUCUUUAGGAUCAAAUUCUCUUCAUGGUAGCAUCACUGAGGACUUGAAGAAUUGCAGAAGCUUGCAGGUUUUGGAUUUGGGUGGGAAUUUGUUUUCUGGACAGGUUCCUGACUUGUCUAGUUUACGAGAAUUGAGGAUCCUGAAUUUAAAUGGUAGUGGAUUUUCAGGGUCAUUCCCAUGGUAUUCACUGGAGAAUCUUACCAAUCUUGAAUUUUUAAGUCUUGGAGACAACCCAUUCGAUGCAACAAGCUCCUUCCCUGCUGAAGUUCUGAAGCUUAACAAGUUGUACUGGCUUUAUCUUACUAAUUGUAGCAUCAAAGGCCAGAUUCCAGAGGGUAUAUCAAAUCUUACUCUGCUUCAAAAUCUUGAACUCUCUGAUAAUCUUUUAUCUGGAGAAAUCCCAGCAGGAAUUGGAAAGCUCAGCAAGCUUUGGCAACUUGAGAUUUAUAACAAUUCCUUGAGUGGGAAACUUCCGGUAGGAUUCAGCAAUCUCACAAACCUGGUGAAUUUUGAUGCUUCACAUAAUAAGCUUGAAGGUGAGCUUGGAGAGUUGAAAUCCUUGAAACAGCUUUCUUCUUUGCAACUAUUUGAAAACCAAUUCUCCGGUGAGAUUCCUGAGGAAUUUGGUGAACUGAAGUACCUAACAGAGUUAUCUCUUUAUACGAACAAAUUCACCGGUUCACUUCCUCAGAAGCUAGGCUCUUGGAGCGACUUCAUUUACAUCGAUGUUUCAGAGAAUUUCUUGACAGGUCCUACACCUCCAGAUAUGUGCAAGAAUGGAAAAAUGACUGACCUUCUUAUCCUGCAGAACAAGUUCACAGGCCAAAUCCCAGAUAGCUAUGCGAAUUGUAAGUCUCUGAUUCGUUUACGUGUAAACAACAAUUCACUUUCAGGUACUGUCCCUGCAGGAAUAUGGGGUUUGCCAAACCUUAUUAUCAUUGAUCUUAGCAUGAACCUAUUUGAAGGUCCUGUGACAACUGAUAUAGUUAAUGCAAAGUCUCUGGGGUUAUUAAUUCUAGCUAACAAUCAAUUUUCUGGUGAGUUGCCUGCUGCAAUUUCACAUGCUUCUUCCUUGGUGUCAGUCCAGUUGAGUUCAAAUCAAUUUCAUGGCAGAAUCCCGGAAAGUAUUGGUGAAUUGAAGAAACUAAACAGUCUUUAUUUGAAUGGAAACUUGUUUUCUGGUACCAUACCAGAUUCAUUAGGCUCAUGUGUAUCCCUCACUGAUAUAAACCUCUCUGGCAAUUCAUUUUCCGGGGAAAUACCUAAGAGUCUGGGAUCUCUUUUUACUUUAAACUCCUUGAAUUUAUCAAACAACAAACUUUCUGGUCAAAUUCCAGUUAGUUUAUCAUCUCUGAGGCUAAGCAAUCUUGAUCUAUCAAAUAACCAGCUGACUGGUCCCAUACCUCAAUCUUUAUCCCUUGAGGUCUUUCGUGAAGGCUUUGAUGGAAACCCAGGUUUAUGUAGCAAUAAUUUCAGGAAUAUUCGACCUUGUUCAGCCACUUCUAGCAAUUCCAGUCACCUUCGAGUACUUCUAUCUUGUUUAGCAGCCGGACUGCUAGUUUUGGUCAUUUCUGCUGGUUGGUUAUUGCUUGCGAAGCAAAGACUGAAGAAUCUUGAUCAUCCACUGAAGCAGAGUUCUUGGGAUAUGAAAUCGUUUAGAGUACUAAGUUUUAGUGAAAGAGACAUCACUGAUGCCAUUAAAUCGGAGAAUUUAAUUGGCAAAGGAGGAUCAGGAAAUGUGUACAAAGUUGUCCUUGGUAAUGGCAAUGAACUGGCUGUGAAACACAUUUGGACAUCCAAUACCAGUACUGAUCGGAAAAGUUUACGGAGCAGCUCAGCCAUGCUGACAAAAAGGGACUUCAGAUCAACAGAAUUUGAUGCAGAAGUGGCCACAUUGAGUGCUGUGAGGCAUGUGAAUGUGGUGAAGCUGUACUGUAGCAUAACAAGUGAGGACAGCAAUCUACUGGUUUAUGAGUAUCUACCCAAUGGAAGCUUGUGGGAUCAGCUACAUUCUUGUAAGGAGAUCAAGAUGGGGUGGGAGUUAAGGUAUGCAAUUGCAGUUGGGGCUGCAAGGGGAUUGGAGUACUUGCAUCAUGGGUUUGAUAGACCUGUGAUUCACAGAGAUGUGAAGUCAAGUAAUAUUUUGUUGGAUGAGGAGUGGAAGCCAAGGAUUGCUGAUUUUGGACUUGCAAAGAUUGUUCAAGCUGGUGGUGGAGAUUGGAGUCAUAUCAUUGCUGGAACUCAUGGUUACAUGGCUCCUGAAUAUGCAUACACAUGCAAGGUAAAUGAGAAGAGUGAUGUGUACAGUUUUGGAGUAGUCCUAAUGGAGUUGGUCACAGGAAAAAGGCCAGUAGAACCAGAAUUUGGAGAGAACAAGGACAUAGUAUACUGGGUUUGCAGCAAAAUGACAAGCAAAGAGAAUGCACUUGAUUUAGUGGACUCAAACAUCUCAGAGAACCUGAGGGAGGAUGCCAUCAAAGUUCUGAAAAUCGCUAUGCACUGCACAGCAAAAAUCCCAGCUUUAAGACCAUCAAUGAGAAUGGUAGUUCAGAUGCUGGAAGAGGCUGAACCACAUAAACUUACAGAUGUCGUUGUGGUCAAGAAAGAAGGUGGAGCUAGUCCAGAUGAGAAAUUGAAGGCCACCAGCAUAUAUGAUCUCAGCACUUGAAAUUUUCUUUUGAAGCUUAUUCACUUGCAGUAAUGAGCAUGUAAUUUUUAGUUUAGUAGUUUACUGAUAUUAUAGAACUCAGCCUGUGAAAUUUGCAGCAGAACUUUAGAUUUCUAGGUAGGAGAAGAACCUUAAGCAUCUGAAAGAACAAGGAUCUGUAUUAUUUAGAUCUCAUCUUUUUGUAUUGAAGUUACACAAAAUGACAUUUUGCCUUGCAAAUGUAAUGCGUGUUCUUCAGGAUGGCAAUGCCCUUAGCAAUUGCCAAUGUGAAUAUGUUGGUUUAAUUUCA
This is a messenger RNA of Hevea brasiliensis (rubber tree), 3477 nucleotides long. Its product is annotated as receptor-like protein kinase 7. Gene Ontology annotation, molecular function: protein kinase activity; ATP binding; protein binding. Bases 219 to 3188 code for a protein of 989 amino acids. The transcript is spliced from 2 exons. NCBI's taxonomy places the organism in Eukaryota, Viridiplantae, Streptophyta, Magnoliopsida, Malpighiales, Euphorbiaceae. The record is from RefSeq and is a predicted model, not a curated record. Gene Ontology annotation, cellular component: plasma membrane. Gene Ontology annotation, biological process: protein phosphorylation.